UAUGACCCCUUUCCAUGAGACGCUGAACCGAAGAUUUUUAUUGUGGUUUGGCCAAAAUAAAGAAGAAUGGGUGAUGCAGAUGCUGAGGAGAGAGAACAUUUCCAAAGAAUUGUCCAUGCUUUUAAAAACUACAAAGGUUAUGCCCUUAAGAAGGUGAAGGAGAGGGAGAGCUACUUAAAGGAACUUCCCCCUAGACAUCAGUCAUUGCUGGAGUCCUACAAGCGUCACCUGGAGGAGCAGAGGACUUGCAUAGAACACAAUGCCGAGAUCAUCAAGCUUAUCAUUAAGGAUGUGGAAUGCAUGUUCGAAAAUGUGAAGCAUGAUUCUGCAGAAGUAAAUGGAACACAAGUUAGCAGUGCCCUCAUUCAAGACAUGGAGAAGGUCAUGACCACUCUUAGGCAGAUUGUGCGAGAUUGGUCUGCCUCAGGAGAAUACGAGAGAAGUCAGUGCUAUGGACCAAUUAUCUCACACAUUGAGCACCUGUUCCCUAGGGAGUCUGUGUGUACACAGGACAUCAACAUUUUAGUACCAGGAGCUGGCCUGGGCAGGCUAGCAUAUGAGUUGGCAAAACGAGGUUACUCCUGCCAGGGAAAUGAGUUCAGUCUGUUUAUGCUCUUUGCUUCAAAUUUUGUUUUAAACAAAGUGAGAGGGCUCAACAGUUUACGUGUUUAUCCCUGGGUACAUUCUGGCAGCAACACCCUUAACAACGUAGACCAGCUUCGUGCUGCAACAUUCCCAGAUGUAGAUCCUUCAGACAUACCACCACAAUCACAAUUUACUAUGGCAGCUGGAGAUUUUCUUGAAAUUUACACGGAUGAGGCCACCUGGGAUUGUGUAGCAACCUGCUUUUUCAUUGACUGUGCCAACAAUAUUGUGGACUUUAUUGAGACCAUAUUUAAGAUUCUUAAGCCAGGAGGCUACUGGGUAAACCUUGGACCUUUGCUGUACCAUUUUGCCGACCAACCAGGAGAACGCUCUAUUGAACCCAGCUAUGAAGAGGUCAAAAACAUUCUAACAGGGGUUGGGUUUAAAAUUACUGUUGAAGAAACUGGGAUGCAUACAGCUUACACCCAAAAUGUUCGGUCAAUGCUGAAGUAUGAAUAUGAUAGUGUCUUCUUUGUUGCCAUGAAACCUUAACACUGGCACUGUAGCAAAAGAUGAAACAGCUAUCAGUUAUCUUGACAUAAUUUCAAAGAUGAUAGGAUAAAUGCAUCUUGAUUUUUUCUCCACUUUUAAUAUAUAUUGACAUACAUAAAAAUCCCAUUGAUAUGAAGAGGAUGGCAAGCAAAACUUUUUAUCUUAAUGUGAUAUGGAAAUUUUAAAGUAAAUUUGCUACUGUCUAGGUUUUAUAAAGGUAGCUUAGAUAAUCAAUAUCUGAUAAUGAUGAGGUAAAGAGAUAAUGUACUUUACUACACUUUCAUUGAGCCUUGUUUAGCUAGAAAUAGGUAAACUUGCAGAGAAAAAAAAACAUAUUUUAGGGAUUAGCAUUGGGUUGUAGAGAAUUUAAAUUAAAGAAAGUACAGUACAAGAGAAUGUAUUAUAUAGAGGAAAGCCAAGCAAAAGAUCAUAUUGGAAAUAGCUUUCCUGUCCAUGCACUUGGAACACAUUGCAGUGUAAAUGUGAAUUGCAGUACCAUAUGUCAAAAGUUUUCUUCUCUUUUUUUCUUUUAUCUUUCAUUUUUGACUCAUCUAUGAAAUUUCUUUUGCCUUGAGGAAAAUACAUUCAUUCCUCUCUUGUGUAUCCAUCUCUGCACUUUGUACACAUCACCCACUGCAGAUAUUUAGCUUUCCUGGGCAUUUCCACUAAUUAAUUGCCUUUUCUGUUAAGUCAGAUUUGGAUCACUUAAUUCCAUGUUGGUGAAUUGUAUGCAUAACGUUUUGGUAAUACAGAGCUCUGUUUGUGACUUUUCACUGUAUCUUGCUGUUUUUCUUACACUAGAUAUUUCUGUAUUUCUAUGAUUAUGGAUUUGGGAAAUGUGAAGAACAGUUCAAUUUUGGUUUGUUUUAGUUUUUUCUGUACUUCAUGUUUUGUGUGCAGUUUUGUUGUAGUUGAUUAUGACUAAAAGUAUUAGAGACAAAAAAAUCUGUUGCUUUAUAUUUGGUGUUUUGAGAAUUGGAAAAAAGGCAUUUACAUAUAAUCAUUAAAAAAGAAGAAGAAAAAACAUGACACAACAGAUCAUUUUGAGAAUCCAGGAAUCUGUCCCUUUUCUCAUCAUUAGGUAAAAGGAAAUGUACAAAGUCUGGUCAGGUUUUAUCUCCAAAAUAUUUUCCUGGGUGCAGUAAUACAGGUAUAUACUUUGGAUAAUUCCCUCAAAAGAAUAAAGAAAAGGAAAAAAA
This is a messenger RNA of Penaeus vannamei (Pacific white shrimp), 2336 nucleotides long. The record is from RefSeq and is a predicted model, not a curated record. NCBI's taxonomy places the organism in Eukaryota, Metazoa, Arthropoda, Malacostraca, Decapoda, Penaeidae.